AGACAGAAAAAGCGAGUGGGGAGAGAGAAACCCCUGUGUUAAUGGCGUUUGGGGGUUUUAGUAAGAACUCAGGUCCAUCAGUACCAAUUGGAAAUCAAGCUCCAUUCCCAACAAUUCCCUCUAAUCUUCAAACUGAAUCUCAAUCUCACCAAAGAUCUCCAAGUUUAACUGGUGGUGGUAGAUUGGGAACUCCUGGCACGAGUUUUUCUACUGAUUUUAAUAACAAUAGGGUUUCUGAAGUUCCACAAAGGUUUCAAUCACCUCCACAAAGGUUUCAGUCAUCUCCAUUAGAUGGUGGUGGAAAUAACUCUAAUGGAAGAGGUGUUUUUAGCUCUUCUGGAGAAGCCUUGAGGCCCACAUCCGCAGUAUUUCCUCCUGGUUGGGUUAAUCAAUCAAAUGAUGGCUCUUCUUUUCAAACUCAUCAAAGGUUAUCCACAAGUGAACUAUAUCCUGGUUCGCGUAAUGUUGCACCUAGAAUUUCUGCCGGACCUGUCAACCCUCAAGCUCCAAAAAGAAACAGAUCACCUCCUUUCCCUAAUGAAGGGCGUCAAGAAGACUUCGGUGUAAGUUUUAAUGAGAGGUCCACGCCGAUGCCCACAUUAUCUCCUCCUGGUUGGGUUAGUCAUUCAAAAGUGCCAAUUGAUGGUUCUAGUUUCCAAUCUCGUCAAAGGUCUUCCCCUGUUGAACCUAAUCUUGGUUCGCGUAAUGCUGCAACCAAUAUUACUGCAAGACCUGUCAACUCUCAAGUCUCGAAAAGAAACAGAUCACCUCCUUUUCGUUCUGAAAUGUCCACCCAAGAAUCCACUGUGGGUUUUACUGGAAGGUUAGGAACCCCAACAGAAUUGCGACAUUCUCCUCCCCAUAAUGGGAGUUCAAUAGAUCAACAAAGAAUGUCGUCACCAACUUUUGGAGGCAGAGGCGUUGUUUCAUAUGAAGAUCUUGAUCAACCUGAAGAGGUUCAGAUGUCAAAUACCAUUGGUGCGAGCAUUCGAGAUCCAAGAGGCAACAGGUCACCUCCUUUACAAUCUUCCAGUAACGUUCAUUCUAGAGAUUCUCGUGCGUCUCACAAUGAAUCUGAAAGGUCAAACACCAUGGCUGCCAGCUUUCGAGAUCCAAGAGGCAACAGGUCACCUCCUUUACAAUCUGCCAGUAACUCUUAUUCUAGAGAUUCUCGUUCACCUCACAAUGAAUCUGAAAGGUUUGUAUCUUCUCCGGAUUUGGGUAAUAAGUGGGAUUAUGUUUCAAAUAAACAAUCCCAACAAAACUCCUCCAAGUUCAUACCUGACCUUGCCGAGUCUGCUGGAGCAAGACCUAGAAGCUCUCACGUUUCCAAAAGAAACAGGUCACCUACUCAUGUUACUGAUGAAUUUCUUCAUGGAACUAACAAUGACAGCCAAGAUGAUACUGAAAGGGAAACGCAAGCGAAGGCAAAGAGAUUGGCCCGUUUCAAGGUUGAACUCACUGAACCAGCAGAGAGCAGUCCUGAUGUUUUAAGGAAUAAGCAGGAUCAAGCUAUGGCAGAGAGAAGAAAAGUAGUUGCUGAACAACCCAUGGAUGCAUCAGGGGAUAUUAUAUUGGAUUCUGAAGGCUUGGAGUCUUCUGGCGCUCUAGUUGGUGUAUGUCCGGACAUGUGCCCAGAGUCAGAAAGAAAGGAACGUGAGAGGAAAGGAGAUCUUGACAAGUUUGAACGCUUAGAAGGAGAUCGAAAUCAGACCACCGAAUCACUUGCUGUAAAAAAGUACAAUAGGACAGCUGAGAGGGAAGUGGACUUGAUAAGGCCCUUGCCGGUCUUGCAGAAGACUGUGUCCUAUCUUCUGGAUUUGCUAGAUGGACCUUACAGUGAAAAUUUUCUGCCUUUGUACAACUUUCUGUGGGAUAGGAUGAGAGCAGUCAGAAUGGACCUUAGGAUGCAGCACAUAUUCAAUCAUGAUGCUAUAACCAUGCUGGAGCAAAUGAUAAGGCUUCACAUAAUAGCCAUGCAUGAAUUGUGUGAAUACACGAAAGGAGAGGGCUUCUCAGAGGGCUUUGAUGCACAUCUCAACAUUGAACAAAUGAACAAGACGUCAGUGGAGUUAUUUCAAAUGUAUGAUGACCAUAGGAAGAAAGGAGCCAACAUACCGUCAGAGAGAGAAUUCAGGGGUUAUUAUGCACUUCUCAAACUGGACAAACAUCCUGGCUAUAAAGUUGAACCGGCAGAGCUCUCACUUGAUCUUGCUAAGAUGACUCCAGAGAUUAGACAAACCCCAGAGAUCCUAUUUGCUCGUGAUGUAGCGAGGGCUUGCAGAACUGGUAAUUUUAUUGCCUUCUUUCGGCUGGCUCAAAAGGCAACCUAUCUUCAGGCGUGUCUGAUGCAUGCCCAUUUUGCCAAGUUGCGAACACAAGCACUUGCUUCCUUACACAGUGGUCUGCAAAAUAGCCAGGGAAUUCCUAUAGCUCAAGUUACAAAAUGGCUCGGAAUGGAGGGAGAAGAUGUUGAAAGGCUUCUGGAGUACCACGGUUUCGUGAUAAAAGAAUUUGAAGAACCGUAUAUGGUGAAGGAAGGUGCAUUCCUUAGUAGUGAUGAGGAUUUUCCAACUAAGCGCUCGCAGCUUGUUCUGCUCAAGAAGUCGAGAACAAUUUUUGAGGAUGUUUCUUUUGAUCAGGCCAAAUUGCCAUUCAAAGAAGUCAAACAAGUUGGAAUAUCAACUAAACAGUUGCAGUUAGCGAAAACAAAAGGUUUGCAUGACCAACAGAUGCCCGACCUCAAAUCUUACUCUGCUAAACGUGUAUCACAAGCACAGCCUGUUUACUCCCCUCCUAAACGUGCAUCACAAGCACAGAUUGUGUUUGAAAUGCCAACGUCAAUAAAUCCAAUCACCAGUAAUCAGCAAUGGCCCGAAGUUACUUUCUCGCCAAGCAUUCACCCUUCAAGUCUUUUUGCAUUGUCCCCACCAGCAGUGGCUAGAGUCACUCAAGCAGAGACCCCUCAAGUUUCUGUGGAAAUGAAUCCUAGCUCUUUUCCAAAGGUAACACCCCUGAAAACUAUGAGAAGAGCCAUAUCCAUGGAGAGAACCCAAGUGUCGUAUGUUGAGUCAGCGCCUCUGGCUGUAGUAACCAUUCCCGAACAAAAUAUAGAAGUUACGGUUAUUCCCCAAAAAGAAGAAAAUGAAGAGCCGAUAGUCACUGAUCAAGAAGAGGAAGCAGCAGCAGAAGAAGAAGAUGAUGAAGAAGCAGCUAAGCUGGUUCAGCAAGAAAAUGAGGCUGCCACAGCAAAGCUUAAGCUUGUCCUAAGGAUGUGGAAAAGGCGUUCUGCGAAACAAAAGCAGGCACGCGAACAAAGGCAGUUGGAAGCAAUUGCAGCAUUAAAUUCUUUGUCAUUUGGUCCACCAAUCCGACAAAACAAACCAAAACUACGCCAUGCUGGUGAGCUUAACAUUGAUCGUCUCCUGAGGGAGAGAAGAGAAAGGCAUGCAGUCUCAUGGUCAAGGCUUAAUGUUUCUGAAGUUGUAGCCACCAUACUUGGUGAAAGAAACCCAGAUGCGAAAUGCCUUUGCUGGAAACUUAUUCUGUGUUGUCAGACUAGGAGUGCACAAACUAAUUCAGCAGCUUCGUGGUUGCGGUCUAAGCUGAUGGGUAUUGGAAAUGAAAAUGAUGAUGAGCUAGCAGUCUCCACUCCAGACUUAUCUAUAUGGAAGAAAUGGACUGUUAGUAAUUUGAGUGAAGACCUCUGUUGUUUAUCUGUUAUUCGAGAUUUAGGAGGUGAUAAAACCGAUGAUGCAGUUGCUGGUUCUGGUGCCAUCGUAUUUCUUGCAUCACAUGGAUUAUCAUGGGAGCUUCAGAAAACUUCCUUAAACAACCUUUUGGUUUCCUUGCCCUCUAAUUCGCGUGCACCUCUCCUGAUCUUGAGUGAUACGUAUGAGGAGCAGGUCGAGAAUUCAUCAUCGACGAUUGUCAAUAAAUUGGGGCUUCAUUAUAUCGAUAAAACAAGGAUUAGCAGUUUCUCAGUCCUCUACCUUCUUGAGAGCCAGCAAGCAGAUAACCUGGAUGGAUUUUUCAGUAAUGAUCGGUUAGUAGAGGGAUUACAAUGGCUAGCAGAUCAAGCACCUUUACAACCUGUUCUUCGUUGUCUUAAAACACAUGAACUUGUAAUGGGCCACGUCAACAGGUCACUAGAGUUGCUUGAAAGGAAGGAUGUUUCUCUAGUGGGUCCCGAUGAGUGCAUCUCGGUUUUCAAUUCUGUACUGGAUAGAGCAACCAAGGAAGUUUCCUGUGCAGCAGAUAUGAAUUAUGCCUGUUGGCCUUGUACUGAGAUUGGUUUAUUGGAGGAAUAUAGUGACGAGCAUAGAGCUGUCCAGUUAUAUUUACCAAGUGCCGGGUGGAGCACAUCUGCUUCAAUUGAACCCAUCAUAAGCACAAUACAGAGCUGCGAACUUCCAGUUUUUGGUGAUGAUCUGUCUUGGCUGAACCAUGGUUCUGAUGUGGGUGAGGACAUCCAGAACCAAAAAUCAGAACUGGAGAAGUGUUUAAUCAUGUACCUGGUACAUUCAAGUAAGAUGAUGGAUUGGCAAUUAGCAACAAUGGAGGCAAGCAUAAUGCUGCAAAAAAGUGCUCACCUGGAGCUCCAUUGUUCGAGUUUCCGUAUAGUUCCAAGAUGGGCAGAUAUUUUUAGACGAAUUUUUAAUUGGCGAUUAAUGAAUUUGAGAAGCGGGGCAUCAUCAGUUGCUUAUGUUUUGGCAAACCAGAGUGUGUCCUGCUCGGAACCCUGUCAAGAGACGUCUCCUUUGAAGUGGCGGUCGAGACAGACAGACAUGUAUAUCGACUCUCCCAUUUCUCAACGUGACGAUAACUCGACGUUAGGUGAAAGUGGAUCUACUUAUGCCCUAACAAGACCUUCUCUAGAUGAAAUGGUUGAAAUUGGAUGUACCCCUCUUCAGCGCAGAAGCAACCAAUCGACAACUAAGGCCAUUGAACCUAUUCCAAUGAACUUUGACCAAGAUGAUAAUGAUACAUUGGAGGCUGCUACUAACUACGGCUCGAAGGAAAGCGAAUAUACAGAAAGUGAAUUUACAGUAAGACAGAAUACUUAUCUAUCUCAUGGUAAUGAUAUGGUAGUCGAUGUUAAGGAAAUUCCUGAAGUUAACAAGUUGGACAAAUUACUAGAACGGUGUAACAUGCUGCAAAAUAUGAUAGACAAAAAGCUAUCCAUAUAUUUUUGAUACGACAAUACUUUUAACCAUUGUAUUUUGAAAUGAGAGAAUAGUAAUGAAUGUCUGUUGUAUAGUCUUGUUAUCCUACACUGUACUGAAAUUUCUACUUGGGAAAAUUUGGGGAGACCGGCCGGGAAACGGUGCUCCCUUGCCUAGCCAAAUUAAGCCAUCUGGCGAAGAAGAAAAUCUCUUCCUUGUCUUCAAACGAAAACCCUAAACAUCCAACGAAUACUGCUUCAAAUAACCUGAUGUCAGGAUUUGUGAGUACUGGAAAAAUGCCUGGUCUAUUGUCUCCCAAUCAAGAUCAAUCUUCUGAAGAUUCAGGUGCAGAAACUACCUCGAUUGAUGGUUUUCCUGGGAAAUCAUUGGAUUUGAGUAUAAAAUGGUUGCAACCAUGUCUUGCCGAGUUGAAUAACUCGAUACCUGGUUUUGGCAACUUUAGUGAUGCUGACAAAGGGAAACUCAUCAUCAACCGGUUUUUGUUAUCUGACAUGAAGUUGUCUUGUGGUGGCGGCCAUGGUAUGCUUCCUAAAGAUAUUGAUACUUCACAUGGUAUUAUUCUUCGCGAUGCUCUUGUUCUUCAGGUUAAUGAGAUAGUUGAUUUAACUUAUAAUCCAGAUCAUAGACUUGUGGGUGCACCUCCAGGGUUUCAGAGGGUGCUUAUGUUGUCUAUGACUGAUGGUGUUCAAUGUGUAUAUGGCAUAGAGGACAGACCUAUCAAAGAUCUUCAAGUUUUUGGUUGCCGUUGAUAAUGUUUAGGUUCGUGGAUGGGUAUCUAAUGCUGGAGCCUGGACACUUGAAAGUACUUGGUGGAAUGGUGGAACAUUUGGAAGCUGAACGUCAGAGAUCAAAAGAAUUUUUAAGAAUGCAAGAUUGGAUAAAGGCUACACCUAAACCUGCUGCUUGGAAAUCUAAAGGUGUUGACAGUGGAGCCAGCGGUGUUGGUAGUUAUUUCAUUGCUGACAAUUCAACUUGGCAUGAUGCAUUUUCCUUUAGACCAUAUAUCCAAGAUUGGGCUGUGGAGAAGAUGGAUGUUAUGCCAUCCUUCUGGAGUAAACUCAAGCAACAGGAAGAAGCAUUACUGGAUUCAAAGGAGUUAGAGGAGAUGCUGCAGUCCCCAAGAACCGGGAUCCAGAGCUCGCAGAGAAGCAAUCAGUUGGUCAGCAGAAAGAGAUGGCGGGGAACACAUUUCGGGCAAACACCACUUGGGAGGCAGACACCACUUAUGAGACCUCAUUGGAGCAAUUGAAUGCAAUUAUAGCAGCUGCUGAAACCACUUGUGCGGCUGCUGAAACCACUUGUGAGACUUUAUUGCGUCAAAUUCAAAAAAUAUGGGAUGAGGUAGGUCCGUGUGAACCUGGGAUGCUGCAUCAGUUAAAACAGGAGUGCUUGGAUGUUUGCAAGAGAAAAGUUAAUGAAACUGUAAAGUCAGAAGCACAAUUGGAGCAAUUACAACAUACCUCUAGCCAACCUUAUGCCAUGGAUGAUGAAUGCCGUGAGAUUUUGCUUCAAAUACAACGGGAAUGCUUGAAUGUUUACCAGAGAAAAUUUGAUCAAGAUAAAAAGUCAAGAGACUACCUUCUCAAGGAGAUGGAUCUUGAGAAGGAAGAACUUAUUAGUCUUGCUUCAGUUCUCGGAGAGCAGUUUGUUUUACCCAACGAGUCAGCAGUAAUGGAGAAACAAUUUUCAGACAUGCUUAUAGAAGUAGAGCGACUUCAGUGGUUGAAAGAUGCAAGGGAGGAGAAGUUUGCUGAUGUACAAUCACAGAUUCAAAAGAUACUUGAGGAAAUUGGGGGGACUUCGAAACUUCCCGAACAGGCAAAGGCUUGAUGCGGAAGACUUGUCGUUGAAAGCGUUGGAAGCAUUGCAAACUCAACUCCUGGAGCUUCAGGGUGCCAGGGCCAAGUUUCGUAAGGAUAAAAAAUUAUUACAGAUGGUAGAGUCGGUAUUUUGUGAGAUAAGAAAAGAGAAGAUGAAGGGGCUUGAAAAGGAGGAGGAGAUGACUCACAUUGAAACUGAUCCAGACGCUGCUCGAAGGAAAAUAACGUCUCUCUUCGACCACAGUGAAGAAAUGUUGCGCCAGGUUAAAAAUUGGAUGUCAGCAUGCAAAUUAUAUAGUUGGCUGGAAGACUAUAACCAGGAAGAGAACAGUUCCAGGUCCAGCACAGGGGCAGAUCUAAAUCUCAAUUGCGCAGUCGAAAUUAGGGCAAGAAAAACCGGCCAGGAUUCGGCGCCCCCUUGCCUAGCCAAAAGAAAAAGAAAAUCUGAAUUUCUGUUUCAGUCAGCCAUCUGAAUUUGAAUUUCUGUUUGGUGGAAUCAUGGGUGUGUACAAGUGGUAUCACUGUCAACAAGAAAAAGAAAAUCAUGUCAAGCCAUGAGUUAUGGAGUAUAUUUUUGAUGCGACAAUACUUUCAACACUGCUGUAAAUUGAAGAGAAAGAAUAGCAAUGAAGGUCUCUCUUGUAGUCCUCUUAUCCUUUGUACAUGAAUUUUUUCAUUCCGAGAGAAAAGCUGAAUUCAACAAU
Molecule: messenger RNA, 7710 nt
Organism: Papaver somniferum (opium poppy)
Lineage: Eukaryota; Viridiplantae; Streptophyta; Magnoliopsida; Ranunculales; Papaveraceae
Product: SAC3 family protein B-like
Exons: 30
Coding region: 42-5195 (1717 amino acids)
Biological process (GO): mRNA export from nucleus
Cellular component (GO): cytoplasm; transcription export complex 2; nucleus
Source: RefSeq, a predicted model, not a curated record